CAGCGGAAGUAAACAAUACAAACGCCAGCGUUAGCUGCAUGUAUUAAAUUCACUAGAAGUCUUUAUUGUAAUCGUAGUACCGCUAAUUAUUUAAUUUGUAAUUAAGCAACAAUGUCUUCAGUUGAGUGUUUGAGAGAGUUUGUCAACGAGCGACUAACUGCUGCUGCUGAAGAAAUAUUCGGAGUUUUUAUAAAAACUAUCGUCGAGUACGAAGAAGAGAUCGAUCGUCAGCGCAGACUGCUGGAUAUCGUUUGGAAACCCGAAAUAAAGUUACACAGGAUAGAGCUCCCACAGCAACAUGUCUGGAAGGAGGAGGAGGUUCUGGCUGACCAGCAGCUCUGUAUUCAGGAGAGGAACUCCAGUCUGGACCAAGAGGACCCAGAGCCUCCACAGAUUAAAGAGGAACAGGAGGAACUCUGUACCAGUCAGGAGGGAGAGCAGCUUGUACUGAAGCAGGAGACUGAUACCUUUAUGUUGACUCCUACUUAUGAGGAAAGAGACCACAGUGAAGCAGAACUGAAAAGUGACCACCAGCUCCUCUCUCACAGCUGUCAUGUAGCUGAGAGCCAAGAUCAGAAAGGAGGCGAGCAUGAAGACUCAGGAUCAACUAGAGAUGCAGAGCCAGAACAAAAGAAUCAAGAUCACAAAAGCAGAAGCCACAGAAACAAUGUAAACAAGUCUACCAUGUCAGAGGUUCACCAUAAUCCUCACACAGAGCUCCCACAGCAACAUGUCUGGAAGGAGGAGGAGGUUCUGGCUGACCAGCAGCUCUGUAUUCAGGAGAGGAACUCCAGUCUGGACCAAGAGGACCCAGAGCCUCCACAGAUUAAAGAGGAACAGGAGGAACUCUGUACCAGUCAGGAGGGAGAGCAGCUUGUACUGAAGCAGGAGACUGAUACCUUUAUGUUGACUCCUACUUAUGAGGAAAGAGACCACAGUGAAGCAGAACUGAAAAGUGACCACCAGCUCCUCUCUCACAGCUGUCAUGUAGCUGAGAGCCAAGAUCAGAAAGGAGGCGAGCAUGAAGACGCAGGAUCAACUAGAGACGCAGAGCCAGAACAAAAGAAUCAAGAUCACAAAAGCAGAAGCCACAGAAACAAUGUAAACAACUCUACCAUGUCAGAGGUCACCAUAAUCCUCACACAGAGCUCCCACAGCAACAUGUCUGGAAGGAGGAGGAGGUUCUGGCUGACCAGCAGCUCUGUAUUCAGGAGAGGAACUCCAGUCUGGACCAAGAGGACCCAGAGCCUCCACAGAUUAAAGAGGAACAGGAGGAACUCUGUACCAGUCAGGAGGGAGAGCAGCUUGUACUGAAGCAGGAGACUGAUACCUUUAUGUUGACUCCUACUUAUGAGGAAAGAGACCACAGUGAAGCAGAACUGAAAAGUGACCACCAGCUCCUCUCUCACAAAAACUCUUUCAAAUGUGACACAUGUGUAAAAGACUUCAACUAUGUGUCAAUAUUGCAGACACAUAUGAGAAUUCACACAGAUGAGAAGCCAUAUUCUUGCAGCAGCUGUGGAAAAAGAUUGAGUAACACAUCAGAUUUGAAU
Micropterus salmoides (largemouth bass) is the source of this 1553-nucleotide messenger RNA. RefSeq names its product golgin subfamily A member 6-like protein 6. The transcript has 4 exons. The coding region runs from base 112 to 1314 and encodes 400 amino acids. Lineage: Eukaryota; Metazoa; Chordata; Actinopteri; Centrarchiformes; Centrarchidae. The record is from RefSeq and is a predicted model, not a curated record.